AAAGCCAACACACAAACUGUUCUAUCCAUCUUCAUCUUCAUCUUCACUCAAACAUUAACAUUGAUCCAAAAUUAACUCAAAAGAAACAAACACAACACAAAGAAAACGUCCAUGGAGUCUGUGAUCUCAGAGCUAGAAGGAACCCUUUUGAAGAACCAUGAUCCUUUCUCUUACUUCAUGCUAGUAGCUUUCGAAGCCUCUGGCUUAAUCCGGUUUGCAUCCUUGUUACUAUUCUGGCCGAUCAUCAAGUUACUAGACGCAUGCGGGAAGCCUGACGUUGGCCUGAAGUUGGCCAUCUUUCUUGCCACCGCCGGAGUUCCCAUGUCAGAAAUUGAAUCGGUGGCGAGGGCAGUUCUACCCAAGUUUUACUUCGAUGAUCUUGAUUUGGAUGCUUGGAGGAUGCUUAACAUGAGUGAUCGAAGGGUGGUUGUAACCAAAAUGCCUAGGGUGAUGGUUGAGCGAUUCGUGAAGGAGCAUUUACGUGCUGAUGAGGUUAUUGGGACUGAGCUUGUGGUGAGCCGGUUUGGGUUCGCCACCGGUUUGGUUCAGGAUUGUGGGUUCGGUUCAUCUGUUUAUGAUCGUGUUUCAGCCAUAUUUGAAGGUCAGCAACCAAGCUUAGGGAUCGGAAUAUGUCAUUCUGGUUCUUCAUUCUUGAACCUAUGCAAGGAACAAGUAAGUGCACCGUAUAUUAUCAAAGACUACCAGAAGCACAGAACCCACCAAGAACUCCGCCCGGUGCCGGUGAUCUUUCACGAUGGCCGCCUGGUCAAAAGGCCGACGCCUUCCACCGCCCUGCUCAUCCUCCUCUGGAUUCCACUAGGUAUCGUCCUCGCAAUCAUCCGUAUCAUGGUCGGCGUUGUGUUGCCAAUGUGGGCUAUUCCUUAUGUGGCAUGCAUCUUCGGUUCCAAAGUCAUAGUGAAAGGAGUCCCUCCACCACCACCGUCUGCUUCCAACGGCGGUGUUCUCUUUGUUUGCACCCAUCGGAGUUUAAUGGAUCCUGUGGUUUUAUCCACCGUCCUCCAACGGAGUAUCCCAGCCGUCACCUACUCCAUAUCAAGAUUAUCCGAGAUCCUAUCACCCAUCCCCACCGUCCGUUUGACCCGCGUCCGCCACGUCGACGCCGACAGAAUCAAAAAGGAACUAUCCAGAGGUGAUCUUGUAGUUUGCCCAGAAGGUACAACUUGCAGAGAACCCUUUUUGCUCCGGUUCAGUGCACUUUUCGCCGAACUAACAGACCGGAUAGUUCCGGUGGCCAUGAACUACCGGGUGGGGUUUUUCCAUGCAACGACGGCAAAGGGUUGGAAAGGGUUAGACCCGAUAUUCUUUUUCAUGAACCCUAGGCCGGUUUAUGAGGUUACAUUCUUGAACCAGUUGCCGGCGGAGGCUACUUGCUCGUCGGGAAAAAGCCCACACGACGUCGCAAAUUACGUUCAAAGAAUCUUGGCGGCGACGCUAGGGUUUGAGUGCACAAACUUUACAAGGAAAGACAAGUACAGAGUUCUUGCCGGGAAUGAUGGAACGGUGUCGUACACGACGGUGUUGGGCCGGGUCCAGAAGUUGGGAAAAACCGUGAGGAAGGUGGUGGGUACAUUUAAACCGUUUAUUUUUAAUUAGUUGAUGGUAAUUAAUAAUAUGAUCAUAAUCGUGUGUUUUUUUACAUGUAAUAAUCUUCCCCUUUUUUACUAUUGUUCCUAAAGAUUUUUUUGUAUCUUAUUUUUACAUAGCAAAUUUAAUAAUAUUUGUGGAUUGAUGAUU
This is a messenger RNA of Lactuca virosa, 1755 nucleotides long. The record is from the annotation of a GenBank genome assembly. Lineage: Eukaryota; Viridiplantae; Streptophyta; Magnoliopsida; Asterales; Asteraceae.